Strongylus vulgaris is the source of this 842-nucleotide messenger RNA. Lineage: Eukaryota; Metazoa; Nematoda; Chromadorea; Rhabditida; Strongylidae. The record is from the annotation of a GenBank genome assembly.
AUGACUAUUUCUUAUACGCUUGACGUCUCACAGACCAAUCUUAAGAGUUUUGUGAAGCUUCUAUGUCGAUGGAGAGGCAGCGUUUGGAAGGCUGUUUGUGGGCAACUUUUGAUAUGGACGGCAGCUUUUCUAGUAAUUAGCUGUGUCUAUCGCUAUGUGCUCAAACCGGAUCAACAAAACUGGUUUGAGAAUCUCGUGAAAUAUUUGGAUUCCAAACUGGACUCCAACAUCCCGCUGACAUUUAUGCUCGGCUUCUUCGUCUCAUUUGUGGUGGGACGAUGGGGAUCAAUAUUGAACGGGAUAGGAUGGAUCGAUGAUGCAUCCAUCCUCUUUGCAUCGUACAUUCGCGGUGGUGGAGAAUCCACGAGAAUACUGCGAAGAAACAUGGUUAGAUACAUGGUGCUAUGCCAAGCAUUGGUGCUACGAGACAUUUCCAUGCAAGUACGAAAACGUUUCCCAACCAUGGAUACGUUAGCGGCUUCAGGUUUGAUGACUGAGGAAGAAAUGGAAAUCCUCGAUGAGAUCAAGGAUCCUUACAGCAGAUAUUGGGCACCGAUUCAAUGGUGUGUCAAUUUGGUAUAUGAAUGCAAAGCUGAUGGGAGAAUAGAGGACUAUUACCUCAUGAAUAAAAUUGUUGAUGUCAUUUUUCUUGCGGUUCGAUUUUAUUUUGUAAUCUGUUUAUUUGGUCGUCAAUUUAUUGUUACGGGAACAAACCCAAGCGGGAUUGAUCUAUGGCUUCCUAUAACUACAAUGAUUCAAUUUAUCGUUUAUAUGGGUUGGAUGAAGGUAAGCGACUCUCAUAUCUUCAAAAAUGUUCAACAGGAAAAAAGGCUCUUCUAGUG